GUUGACCGUCGCCUUUUCCGGUUGUUGGCUUCUUUCAUCAAGUUGAGUUGUCCUUUUUGUCCCUCGUCAAUUGCUAAAACCUCCAUUCAUUCUUUCUUUCUUUCUUACUGUUCUUCUGUACUCAAACUGACUUUGCCAUCGUUGUCGUCGUGUACUCGUCGUCAACUAUUGCACCCACUGAAGUUGAUGCAUUGCCGUUAGUAUCCUUCAAUCUGUAUCGCCUGCGAUUUGCCCCUCGACCUAUCGUAUACUUGGAAUCGAACAAACUUAUUCAAGAUGCACCUCAAUCUUGCUGGUCUGGCAGUGGCCGCUACGGCCUUCCUUGCAACUGCCAGCGCCCUUUCGCCGCAAGAUAUCCCUGCCGAUCUCCCUGUUUCGAACCUGUUGACAAAAGCGCAGACGCAUCUGUCCCGUGGCGAGACCAACGAAGCCCUCGUCUACUACGAUGCUGCCAUCGCCCGCGACCCGACGAACUAUCUUUCCCUCUUUAAGCGGGCUACCGCAUAUCUCUCACUCGGUCGAACCUCCCAGGCAACUGAAGAUUUCAACAAAGUCCUGUCCCUCAAGCCUGGCUUUGAGGGAGCCCAUCUUCAACUCGCCAGGCUUCGUGCCAAGGCUGGAGAUUGGGAUGCCGCAAAGGCACAGUACGGUCUUGCUGGGAAGGCUCCCAAGUCGGCUGAGUUUGUCGAGUUGGAAGAGGCCAAGCUCGCAGCUCACCUAGCUGACAUGGCUAGCAAGGGCGGGAAGUGGGAAGAGUGUGUCAGUCACGCCGGUACUGCCAUCGUUGUCGCGAGCCGAUCUCCUCAUCUGCGUGAACUCCGAGCGCACUGUCGCUUCGAGCUCGGCGAUGUUGAACUCGCUCUCAGCGAUUUGCAACAUGUCCUUCACAUGAAGCCCGGUGACACUUCUCCCCAUAUCGUUAUCUCGGCGACUUCGUUCUACGCUUUGGGUGACCUGGAGAAUGGCAUCGGACAAGUCAAGAAGUGUCUUCAGUCAGAUCCUGAUUCCAAGAUCUGCAAGAAGUUGCACAAGCAGGAGAAGAAGGUUGAGAAAGCAUACAAGAAGAUCCAGGGACAACUCAGCCGAGGACAGCCUACCACGGCGGGCAGAGCAUUGGCCGGUACUGCCGAUGAUUCUGGCUUGGUACCUGAUGUCCGAAAACAGGUGGAGGAGCUUAAGAAGAACAAGAGCAUUCCCAAGACCGCUCGUAUCCAACUAUUGGAGAAUUUGAUUGAGAUGACUUGUCAAGCAUACACCGAGUCAAGCCACAAAGAAGCCGCCAAGUACUGUGACGAGUCACUGCAACUCAACCCUGACUCUUUCUGGGGCCUUCUUCACAAGGGUAAGGCUCAACUCAAGAGUGAGCUUUACGACGCCGCCAUUGCUACCCUUGAGAAGGCCGCCGAGAUCCGUCCCGAUCAGAAGGAGAAGGUCAACCCAAUCCUCAACAAGGCUCACAUUGCCCUCAAGCGCAGCAAGACCAAGGACUACUACAAGGUGCUUGGUGUCGAGAACGACGCCGACGAACGCCAAAUUAAGUCCGCCUACCGCAAGCAAUCAAAGAUCUUCCACCCUGAUAAGGCCGCCAAACAAGGUAUCCCUAAGGAAGAGGCCGAGAAGAAGAUGGCCAGCAUCAACGAGGCAUAUGAAGUUCUGAGCGACCCCGAGUUGCGUGCCCGUUUCGACCGUGGCGAUGAUCCCAACUCUCAAGAGAGACCAAACCCCUUCCAGGGACAGGGCAACCCCUUCGGUGGUGGUCAUCCAUUCAUGUUCCAGCAAGGCGGCGGCGGCGGUGGUCCCAACAUCAAGUUCCAGUUUGGUGGCCAACCAUUUGGAUUCUAGAAAGCACACGACAAAUUCUGAAGUUUUGCAAAAAAGAUACUACUGAGGAGUUAAAUAGCGAAGGGGUCAACUACAGAGGCAAUUUUGCUUGAUCGGGAGGGAGUCUUUGCUGGUAUCUACAUCUUUACUAGAGAUCAAGAAGGGCGGGGCUCUCUCCAACAGGAGUAUUGGGGUUAAUGGCGUCGGAGUUUCCGUAGAUCGCUCACUUACGUCAAGAACAGUACAUAGCGAGAUCGUAUACCUUGAGAAUUCUUACUUUAUACCGCAAAUAUCUAAGUCAAAUCAAUAUGUCAAUCUAUUUGCCUAAUUUUCA
Fusarium oxysporum Fo47 is the source of this 2155-nucleotide messenger RNA. Its product is annotated as tetratricopeptide repeat protein. Bases 277 to 1842 code for a protein of 521 amino acids. Gene Ontology annotation, biological process: protein folding in endoplasmic reticulum. Gene Ontology annotation, cellular component: endoplasmic reticulum. NCBI's taxonomy places the organism in Eukaryota, Fungi, Ascomycota, Sordariomycetes, Hypocreales, Nectriaceae. The record is from RefSeq and is a predicted model, not a curated record. The transcript has 2 exons. Gene Ontology annotation, molecular function: misfolded protein binding; protein-folding chaperone binding.